This is a messenger RNA of Pseudozyma flocculosa PF-1, 273 nucleotides long. RefSeq lists its product as uncharacterized. Bases 1 to 273 code for a protein of 90 amino acids. Gene Ontology annotation, cellular component: cytosolic large ribosomal subunit; ribosome. The record is from RefSeq and is a predicted model, not a curated record. The transcript has 3 exons. Gene Ontology annotation, molecular function: RNA binding; structural constituent of ribosome. Gene Ontology annotation, biological process: translation. Lineage: Eukaryota; Fungi; Basidiomycota; Ustilaginomycetes; Ustilaginales; Ustilaginaceae.
AUGUCGAAGGGUACCACCUCGUUCGGUAAGCGACACUCCAAGUCGCACGGCGUCUGCCGCCGCUGCAACAAGACUUCGAUGCACAAGCAGAAGAAGACCUGCGCUUCGUGCGGCUACCCGGCCGCCAAGAUCCGCAACCACGAGUGGGCGCAGAAGGCCAAGCGCAGGAAGACGACCGGUACCGGCCGCAUGCGCUACCUCAAGACGGUCGCCCGCAAGGCCAAGAACGGCUUCCAGACCGGCGGCCCCACCAAGAAGGCCGCCACCGCCUAA